Medicago truncatula (barrel medic) is the source of this 1649-nucleotide messenger RNA. RefSeq names its product F-box protein PP2-A13. The record is from RefSeq and is a predicted model, not a curated record. Lineage: Eukaryota; Viridiplantae; Streptophyta; Magnoliopsida; Fabales; Fabaceae. The coding region runs from base 358 to 1215 and encodes 285 amino acids. Gene Ontology annotation, molecular function: protein binding. The transcript is spliced from 3 exons.
ACAAAAAUCACAAAUUAUUCCCCUAAAAAAAAACCACAUAUUAUAUUCCAUGCACACUCAUUUACACGUCCACUUCAAUUACAAAUUCUUUUUUCUGGUUGCAGCUUUUGACAAGAUCCUAAUUAGAAAUUUCCCUUUAUGCCUUUUCCCACAAGAUCCCCACCUCACUAGUUUGUGUCUUUCUUUAAAUCCAAAAUAUUGUGUUUGUUUUGUGCUACACCUUCCCUUUUUAUUGAAGCACCUUCUCUAUCAAAUUCUCCUCUUCCACUAAAUUACCAAAAAUCAAACCCCUUUAAUUUCCAUCUCUUAAUUCUUCAAUUUCAUUAAUAAAAAAAACAUAAAUCUUUCAUUGAUAUUAUGGGGGCUGGUAUUUCUACCAAUGAUGAUCAUGAAGGAUAUCUUUCAUAUUCAAAGACUUGUUUAGAUGAUAUUCCAGAAAGCUGCAUAUCUUCCAUAAUGAUGAGGUUGGAUCCUCAAGAGAUUUGUAAAUUGGCUAGAGUCAACAAAACUUUUCAUAGAGCUUCCUCAGAUGACUAUGUUUGGGAAUCUAAGUUGCCUCCAAGCUACAAGUUUCUUGUCAAGAAAAUUCUUGGUGAAGAAAAACUUUGUUCUAUGACCAAGAAAGAGAUCUAUGCUAAAUUAUGUCAACCUAAUUUCUUUGAUGGUGGUACAAAAGAAAUUUUGUUGGAUAGAUGCAGUGGACAAGUUUGUUUGUUUAUUUCAUCAAAAUCUUUCAAGAUAACUGGAAUAGAUGAUAGAAGAUAUUGGAAUUAUAUUUCCACUGAAGAAUCAAGGUUUAAAAGUGUUGCAUAUCUUCAACAAAUGUGGUGGGUUGAAGUAUUAGGGGAACUAGAACUUGAAUUUCCAAAAGGGAACUAUAGCAUAUUUUUCAAGCUUCAAUUGGGCAAGACCACAAAGAGAUUGGGUAGAAGAGUGUGCAACCUUGAACAAGUACAUGGUUGGGACCUCAAGCCCGUUAGAUUUCAACUAUCUACAUCCGACGGUCAGAAUUCACUCUCACAGUGUUAUAUGAAUGGGCCCGGAGAAUGGGCCUACUAUCAUGUUGGGGACUUUGUAAUUGAGAAGCCCAAUGGGCUAAUAAGCAUCAAAUUUUCUUUGGCCCAAAUUGAUUGCACACACACCAAAGGUGGUCUUUGCAUAGAUGGGGCAGUGAUUUGUCCCAAGGAGUUAGCACAUAAGUUGAAGCAAUUUUAGCUAAAGUAUACUCAAUAUUGCUUUUUCAAAUUAAGCACGUUUGUAAGACCAAAUAUAGGUCUUUGUGCAUUUCUUUUUGUUUAUUAUUUAAGAUUUUUCGGAUCAAAGAUCAUGGGGGAAAAAGGUUGUUGAAGAAAAAAUGUUGGAUUUUGGGACCAAAUAACCUUGGAUCUUGUGUGAUGAGUGCCCCUACUUUUGUGUAGGUGUGAGUGUUCUUUUUCUAACUUGUUUGAAGGAAAUAGGAUUGUGAAAAAUAGUGCUAAUUGUUGAAGCUGUUAAUGUUGUAGAGAUUGAUUUGUUGUAAUUCACUUUUGUGUCUAUUGCCAUAAUAUGUUAUGAUGAUCUACUCAUGUACAUAUGAAAAUGGUGCACUAUUUUCAAUGUUAAAAAUGGUUGUGUUGAUUGUAAAAAAGAAAAUGGCUGUGUUGUAUCUU